Messenger RNA from Didymosphaeria variabile, 858 nucleotides. RefSeq lists its product as uncharacterized. The transcript is spliced from 2 exons. The record is from RefSeq and is a predicted model, not a curated record. Bases 1 to 858 code for a protein of 285 amino acids. NCBI's taxonomy places the organism in Eukaryota, Fungi, Ascomycota, Dothideomycetes, Pleosporales, Didymosphaeriaceae.
AUGGUCAUUAAUGAAACUCAGCUUGAGAAGAGGAGACGCCAAAAUCGGGAUUCGCAACGGCGGUUCACUGCAGGAGAAAGAAACAAGACAAGGCGUUCAAAUUCGUGGGGCAAUCCGAACAGCAGCCACGGGCAACAACUUGCAGCUCUCGAUGAUCUGGCAGCGUCGCUGGGCUCAGAUACCGGCCAUUUAGCAUCGGAGCACCCCAACACGUAUAUCUCGAGUGAAUACCAGAACCUUAUUUCGCUUAAAGAGUGCCCGGAAGGAUAUAACGACUGGUCGAGCAAUAAGGCGCAGUCUACCCCGCGCGAGGAGGUGCUGUACCGUCAUGGAGCCCAAAGCAAUGGUUCCAAUCCUUUACCGGGAGGACAGAUGAGCCUGCCUCCUCUUAAUGAGCAGUUCCCACUGCAUUGCAUUUCCAUAAGCGGCGAAAACACAAACACAGCUCGCCAGCAAGAGCAGCAGCAGCAGCACGACUUCGGACAUACAAGUGCAGGCAGGAAAGAUGGGAUGGUUUCCCCUGUUUCACUGCUUGGUGCGGAUCCACGCUUGGGCCCAGAGAUUUCGAAGCCAAACCGGCCUAAGGAAUUCCUCCUAUCACACCCUGGACAUACGGUGAGGAGAAGGCGUGGGUCCAGGGCGGAGCAAAUGAUAUCGGAUGUAGAAAAGCUCUACGAGUUUGGCAUCAGUCUUUCGCUGUUUCCGGAGGACCCGUUACUGCGGAGUUCAUUGCGGAGAAUGAAGGAGCGGUUUCAGAGCCUGGCGGUGUUGGGGGAUGUCUCUUCUGGUGAGACGGAUCUGUACGACGGGGAUUCUGCAGAUAGAAAUAGCGAUGAAGAGCAAGAAUAUGGUGAAUGA